CUACUAGAAUCUAGCAUAUUUCUAAUGUGAGAUAGAUUGAAAGGACAACAGACCAACAUUUACAAACUAACCAAGUAAAUGAAGCUCCAUUUGUUCUGUGAUUGGCUUCCUUUGCUUCAAUUUCUAAUGGGCGGGCAGGCAAGAAACAGGUGAUCAGUUUUGAAAGAAGCGGUGAGCUCAUAAACUCUGUGAAAGGGAGGCCAUAAAGCAGUGAAUGAUAACACCCAGAUUCUCCGAAGAUUGGCUAUAGGUCUGCUUCCAGAAUGCUGCAAGGAGGUUUCACCACAAUCCAAGAAUGGUUGGAGCAAUCCUGGCCUCAGGAUAAAAUCCAUCUUCAUACUGUUGUGGUCCUGACCUGUGGUUCAGCUGUAGCUUAUUUGGUCCUGAAGUGGUUAGGCCAGAAAAAGAUUAAAAAACAAAUAGAAGAAACAAGAAGAGAGAGGGACCAUGGCUUGGUACAAAUGGAAAAAUCAGUGCAGGCAUUUAAACGUCAGAACCCUAGCGUAGCAACUGAUGACAUCCUUUCUCUGCCUCUGGUAGAACUGAUUAAGAAGCUGAAGGAAGGCACUUUAUCUCCAGACACUGUCCUUUAUACCUAUAUGGAAAAGGCUUUAAUACUCACCAGGGAGGUGAACUGUGUGCGCCAUUUUAUUCCAGAAUGUGAGCCGUAUCUUCAGCAACUGAAAAAGCAGAAGGAGAAGGGUUUAUUGUAUGGGGUACCUGUCAGCAUCAAGGAUCACAUUGGAUACAAGGGUCACUUGACAACUUGUGGCUUUUCUCAUUUUCUUGAUGUGGAAGAAGAGGACAGUGUGUUGGUCAAGGUAUUAAAGAAGCAGGGAGCAAAUCCAUUUAUAUUCACCAAUGUGCCUCAAUCUUUAUUCAACUAUGACUGCAGCAACCCAGUUUUUGGGCAGACUGUGAACCCUUUUGAUCAUAAGAGAGGUCCUGGAGGCUCAUCUGGAGGGGAAGGAGCACUAAUUGCUGGAGGAGGUUCCAUCUUGGGAUUUGGAACAGAUGUGGGUGGAAGUAUCCGCCUACCCUCCAGCUUCUGUGGUAUUUGUGGGCUGAAGCCAACUGUAGGUAGAUUGAGCAAUUCUGGAUUAAAGGAGCCUUUUCAUUUUUCAGUUUUAGGAACACUAGGACCAAUGGCAAGGGAUGUGGAUAGUCUUACUCUGUGUAUGAAGGCUCUCUUAUGUGAUUACAUGUUUCAGCUGGAUCCCACCGUGCCGCCUAUGCCAUUCAAUGAAGAGGUAUACUCAAGCUCUACACCUCUACGGAUUGGGUAUUAUGACACAGAUGGCUAUUUCUUGCUCCCACCAUGCAUGAGAAGGGCUGUGCAUAAAACCAGGAAGCUUCUUCAAGAUGCUGGUCAUACACUAGUUCCCUUCAACCCACCUUCUGUAGAUUAUGUCAUAGAGGAACUUUUUCUGAAAAGCAUUUUUGCUGAUGGAGGCUCAACUCUGUUGUCUUUGUUUCAAACAGAUAUAGUGGAUCCAAGUUUGAAAACCCAAGUGAAAAUCCUUAAAAUCCCAAAGUUGGUGAAGAAAGGUUUGGCCAAGAUCAUCAAGAUCUGGUUUCCCCGACUGGCUGGGCAUCUGAAUGCACUGUGUGGAAUGAGGACUGUGAAGGACCUAUGGGAGAAUGAUAGCAAACUGAUGGUCUAUCGUAAAAAGUUUAUUGAGCAAUGGAGGAAAAGCAAGCUUGAUGUUGUCCUGUGCCCAGUUCUGGGUCCUGCCUUCAUUCUUGGAUAUCCUUCAAAACUACUUGCGGCUAUCUCUUGUACUAUGCUGUACAAUGUUUUGAACUUCCCUGCUGGAGUUGUACCAGUCACCACAGUUACGGAAGCGGAUGAAGAAGAGAUGGUGCAAUACCAGGGACAGUAUGGUGACCCCUGGGAUAAGACCCUGAAAGAGGCAGUAGAAGGUGCUGUUGGGCUUCCUGUGGCAGUUCAGUGUGUAGCUUUACCAUGGCAGGAGGAAUUAUGCCUUCGGUUAAUGAAAGAAGUAGAGAUGCUGUCCAACAAAGAGCAACAGAAGAAAGUAAUCUGAUCCUGAUAAAUAAGCCAUUUGCAGAUCAAGGAUGAAAGAAUAUCAAGGAAUCUCUGCUAUAUAUAACAUGGCACAUGUUUGAUCCCAGAAUAUUCAUUGUUUUAUCAAAGGGAAGGGUGAUCUUUUAUCCAAGUUAUCCACUUCUACAAAUUGCUGUGAAAGGCUGGUCCU
This is a messenger RNA of Candoia aspera, 2219 nucleotides long. Its product is annotated as vitamin D3 hydroxylase-associated protein-like. Gene Ontology annotation, molecular function: amidase activity; fatty acid amide hydrolase activity. The record is from RefSeq and is a predicted model, not a curated record. Gene Ontology annotation, biological process: fatty acid catabolic process. The transcript is spliced from 17 exons. Lineage: Eukaryota; Metazoa; Chordata; Lepidosauria; Squamata; Candoiidae. The coding region runs from base 264 to 2048 and encodes 594 amino acids.